Molecule: messenger RNA, 411 nt
Organism: Baudoinia panamericana UAMH 10762
Lineage: Eukaryota; Fungi; Ascomycota; Dothideomycetes; Mycosphaerellales; Teratosphaeriaceae
Exons: 2
Coding region: 1-411 (136 amino acids)
Molecular function (GO): carbon-sulfur lyase activity
Source: RefSeq, a predicted model, not a curated record
AUGUCAAUCAGCGGACGCUGCCUCUGCGGCAAAGUCGAGGUUGCAGUCAACAAGCCGAUAAAGGACUUCGACACUCUAAUGUGCCAUUGUGCCAACUGCAAGCGACGUUCAGGCGGUAUUGCAUCCUACGCCUUCCUCGUGCCGAAAGAGCACGUUACCAUCACGGGUUCGACGCACGUGGACUACGCAGACAAGGACACGGGUUCUGGCGAAGCCAUGCACCGGAGCAUGUGCUCGAGCUGCGGCAGUCCAGUGCGCAUAAUCGAGGGGCAUGCUCCCGAUAUAUGGUGCCUGCAAUACGGGCUUUUCGCCGAUCAAGUCAAUCUGCCGCCACCGAAGCUGGAGAUGUUUCGUAGUCAGGCAUGCCGGUGGGUGCAGGCGGUUGGCGAUGAUGUCAGGGAGAAGGCUUGA